AUGACUGAUUAUUUUUUAAGAUCAGGAAAUUUUCAGACAUUAUAUCUUCACAAAAAUAAUAUCAAAGAAAUUUGGACGUAUUAUAUGAAAAUAAAAGUAUCUAAAUUAGUAUAUAAAAUAGGACAUAUUUUUGAGAUGAAGUUGUUGAUAUAUUUGAUCAAGAAUAAUGAUUUAAUCAAAGCUAGAAUAGUGACAGAAACUUUAAAAAAAAAAAACGAAACUUGUUAUUUUGAAUGGUUGGACAAUUAUUUAAAAAUAGUUAAUAAAUUGUUUAAUAAAGAUCUUUCAGGAGCAAUAGAAUUAUUUAAAAAAAUAAUUUCAAAUGGCAAUCAAGAAGUAAUACCUAAUAAAAUGCAUUCUAUUUUACUAACGGAACUUGUAAAAGCUAAUAAGAUCAACGAUGCUGAAAAUUUUUUAAAAUUAAUUUCAUCCGUGAGGAAAAUGCAAUGUAAACGAGUAUCAACACAUUACUAUAAUAUUUUAAUGGCAGGUCAUGUUAAAGAAAAGAAAUUAGAAAAUGCGCUUGAGAUCUUACAACAAAUGUCAAAAAACAAUGUCAAACCUAAUCGUUGCACAUACAACAUAUUGAUAAAUUUUUGUGCAAAACUUUCCAAGGUUGACCUCGCAGAAAAGUUGUUUAGUAAAAUGAAAUCAGUAGACAUACCACCAAAUGUUUUAAGCUAUUCAGGUAUUAUCGAGGCACAUGGAAAUGUGAUGGAUUUAGAUUCAUGUAUAAAAUAUUUUAAUCAGAUGGAAGAAGCAAAUGUACGACCAAACAUAUAUACUUACUGUAUACUGAUUACUGCAUAUGCAAGAACAGGUAAUUUUCAGGAGGCAGUGAAAUGGUUUAGACAUAUGGUGAUUCUAUCAAGAAUACAACCAAAUCUAAAGAAUAUUACAUCAUUAAUGGUUGCAUUGACAAAAGAUUUUAAGAAUGAUCCAGCACUGUUGGAUAAAAUUUUUGGAUUGAUUAGAAAUGAGGGACUUCAAUCAGAUGUUGUAGCAUACACGGCAUUAAUUAAUGCCAAAGCAAAAGUUUUGGAUUUAAAGGCGGCAAUAAUAGCAUAUCAACAAAUGCUUGAGGAAAGCAUAAAACCAAAUAUUUACACAUAUACAGUUCUUUUGGAUGCAAGUGCCAAAUUAGGAAAUUUCAGUUCAACAAUAAAAUUUUUUAAUGACAUGAGAAAAGGAGAUAUUGAACCAAAUCAGUACACAUAUUGUGUUAUAAUGAAUGUUUAUGCAAAUAAUAAUCAGUUAGAUAAGGCAUUUGAAAUCUUUGACCAGAUGAGGACCAAAGGUAUUAGCCCAGAUACUACAUGUAUUAACUGUUUAAUGGAUGCAUGUAAUCGUUUGGGAUAUGUUGAUAAAGUUUUCUAUCUUUACUCAAUUAUGAAAUCAGAACUCAAUAUUGAACCAGAUAAUUCAACCUUUACUAUAUUCAUUGAUUCGUGUUCAUUCAACAACGAGGCUUACCACGGAAUUAAAUUUUUUCAGAACCUAUUGAAGCAGAAUCAAACAUUAAAUGUAAAUAAUUUUGGUAGUUUCAUUAAUUUAUUGGGAAGACAUGGAUUUAGUAGGAAUAUUUUGAAUGCUUUAAGAUUAAUGAAAAAAUUGAGUAUUAAACCAAGCAAAUAUAGAACUAUUUUACCAGCAUUAAAUUAUGUUUAUUCAAUUGGAGAAACAGUAUUUUGUUAUCAUGGACCAACAUAUUAUCCAGCUCAAAUUCUUGAUUCAAAAAUAAAUUUUAUUGGAGAUACAAGCAAAAAAAAUGGAUUGCCAUUUGAAAUAAUUCAAAUGAAGACCAAAAAAAAGAAAAUCGAAAUAAAUAUGAGGGAUGAAAGAAUGGUAAAAUUUGUAGAUGAAUGGAAGUGGAUAACUAAAGAUCUAAUGUUGGUAUUUCCAAUGCCAUGUAAAAAGACAGUGAAUUGUAUCUUAGAUGAAUUUUUAGAGUAUAAAUUAGAAAAACUUGAUGGUAAUAUAUCACCAGACUCUAAUGUAAAGAAAACAACACAAAAACAUGAAUUGACGGAGACAAUUAAUGGAAUGAAAAUAUAUUUCAACGAGGAACUUCCAAUAUCUCUGUUAUAUCGGUUUGAACGACAACAAUACCUGGAACUCGUCGAGAAAUAUCUUGAUCACCAACCAGCUUCUAUUUACGGAGCAGAACAUUUAAUGAGAUUAAUAGUAUUGAUACCAGAUUUAGUAAAUGAUGUCCAGAUGAAUGAAGAAAAAGCACAACAGAUUCAGAUUUUGUUUCAGGAACUUUAUGAGUGGGUUUAUUUUGGAUUAUAUCAAAUAUAA
Entrophospora candida is the source of this 2301-nucleotide messenger RNA. Lineage: Eukaryota; Fungi; Glomeromycota; Glomeromycetes; Entrophosporales; Entrophosporaceae. The record is from the annotation of a GenBank genome assembly.